UUCUCUUCUCAAAAUGUACCUGAGACUUUCAUAUGUGUUUAUAGCCGUUUUAUCGGUUGUUGUGUUCUCAGAUUGUUAUUUUAUAAGAUACAAGGCAAGUUUUCCGUUUUCUUCGGAUCACAGAAUGACUGAAAUACAGACGCAAACCCGCUUGGGAAAUAAGGCUUCUUCGGUCGGUCAUGGACUGUACAAUGUGAGCAAAUUCGGUCGCCGGCGACGAGGGUUGACUGUAGUUCCAACCCAAAGCUUAGAAAGAAACGAUGUUUUGAAUGAGGACAAAGAAAGCCUAUUUCUUCUGCUAUUUCGAAGCCCUCAAAAAUUAAGGUGAGAUAAGUACGAUCCGUACCAAGCUUCGGACGGAUUGAAGAAAAAGUAUUUUUUCGAUAGAGAAUGUGGUCGGGGGUUGCACUUAAGUUCCUUCUUUAUAAAAUUAUAAUAAGCAUUGUACUUUUGUUUAUAACUUGCAAACUAUUUUUCUGUAUUUUUUUAAACUUAUUAUUUAUUUUGUAUUAUAUUACCAGUUCAGUAUUUUUUUUAUAAUUUUUCUGCUAUAUUAAACAGUUCAAUUUUUCCUUUAUGUUUAUAAGGUUUAAAAUGAUUCGAUUAAAAAAAUAAAAUCUUAAAAACGUUUAACAUUUAAAAUAUUCAAAAAUAAAGUAUAAUUAGAUAGAUUUUUGUAAACUGAGAGAUUGUUAUACAAUUCUUAUUUUGUCCCCUUUUAGAGAGUAGAAGUUAAGGAAUCUUUAUUAAUUCAGAAUGUAUUACUGAGUUAACAUUGUAUUUGAAAUCUAAAGAAACAUUCCAUUUAUACAAAAUAUUUCUUAUUUUUAUAAAAGUGUCUUAAGAAUAUUUAAUAAUUUAAUGAACCUUUUUAAAAAUUAAUUCUAGUCAUGAAAUCAUUUUGUCCUACUACUAUUAUUAUGUUAUGUCCAACCUAUGUA
This is a messenger RNA of Cimex lectularius (bed bug), 941 nucleotides long. RefSeq lists its product as uncharacterized. NCBI's taxonomy places the organism in Eukaryota, Metazoa, Arthropoda, Insecta, Hemiptera, Cimicidae. The transcript has 4 exons. The coding region runs from base 14 to 328 and encodes 104 amino acids. The record is from RefSeq and is a predicted model, not a curated record.